This is a messenger RNA of Drosophila innubila, 3851 nucleotides long. Its product is annotated as cilia- and flagella-associated protein 61. Lineage: Eukaryota; Metazoa; Arthropoda; Insecta; Diptera; Drosophilidae. Bases 1 to 3750 code for a protein of 1249 amino acids. The record is from RefSeq and is a predicted model, not a curated record. The transcript has 14 exons.
AUGGAAACGGAGACGGAACCAGAUUAUGUGGUUCGCACUGCGGGCAGCUCUGAUAUUGAUCAAAUUGAGGCGCUCUUUCAGUCCGAUUCAUCUAGUUACUUUGGGGAGAAGUUGGAUGCUCCCGUUUCCCAGUUAUUUCAAGAGUAUCAAACCCAUCGUCUGGUUGUCUAUCUAAUCGACGAUCCAACGCAUUUUCUAGCUUACUGCGAAUUCUGUAUAUAUCCCAAUAUAGCUGUGCUCUCCAACGAUUUGUGGAUACAGUGGAUAAAGUGUCGCUUUUGCGUGGACUUGCCCAUCUCCCUGAUGAAUACAAUUUUUCUGAAUUUCUACAUUCAUACAGCUAUGUAUGAUAAGAUCCUGAAACUUGUCUUGUUGGAAGUGUUUUAUCGCGAGCAUAAAGUGGGAUUUGUUAUCAUUACCAGACCACCAAACUAUUCGGCCAAGGAGUACGAGUUGCUUGAGAAAUAUGGUCGGGUUUACUAUCCCAAUGAUUUCGAUAUGUAUACUCGUAAAAACUUGCCCACAAUUAUUAUAAUAAGUCGCGCAAACAUAAUGCCAAUGGUCACAUUUAGAAAGGCCUUACCCGAGGAUAACGACGAUGUGAUUGAAAUGAUUGAUGUCGAGGAGCCUCAUAUGAGGGAAGAACAUGGUGAUUAUUAUAUUGCCGAGCUGCUUCUGGGCACGUCUGGCAAAAUGGAUAAGGAUAAAAUUAUUGUCACUGAGGAUAGCAUUCAAAGCAGCGGCAGCACUGGCAUGAUGUGGCUUUCCGAGGACAUUGACAUUGAGCAAUUGAUCAAGAACUAUGAUUUGGAGAAUGUGGGCAAUCUGGUUUCCUGUACACCCGAUGCACCACAUAGCUCAGUCAAGGUGGAAGUCUAUUUCGCCGAGCAUUUUGGUUUGCGUCCUGUGGACACAAAACUAAUUAAUUUCGACAAGCAUCGUAGUGUUGUAUUGAAACCUGUAGAGAAAUACCAUUUAACGGAGCAGGAGCGCGUAUACACUACAUUCAGAUACAUAAGCGAUAGACUAAAGUCGGCCAGCACGUAUUUGACGCGAGUUUCGAAAAUCUUGGAGAUAACUUAUGAUGCGAGUCAUCGAAGAAGUUCGACGAGGGUCAAAAAACACGGUCUGGCAGCGGCAGGUCGAGCUUUUGUACUAAAGAACUUCAUACUGCAUCCCAGUCUGAGAAUGGAGUAUACCUUCUACUAUCUAUGCGCCAUGUUUAGUGCGUAUCCAGAGUGUGAUUACUGUGUGGUGCCCAUACGACCUGGUACCAAUUUCUCACUCAGUUUGUGGGCCUUGCUGAAGUACUUUACACGUGUGCCACAUCGACCGGAUUGUGUAAUGUCUGAUGAGAUUUUUGUGGUCCAUCGCAGUUCGAUAAACACGGAGCUGAGCGUUUAUCCGCUGGAGAAGGAUGAUAUGCCGGAUAUAAUUAGCAUGUUUCCAAAUUAUGUGGCACAUCAAUCAAGCACUGAGACCAUAGUUACCCAGCAUAUACAUUUAGCACCACACACAACACUCGAUGACAAUCAUGCUGUCCAGUUACUGCACCAUAUUGCUAUGGAUGUCCUGGAAAAUCUGAAGCCGGAGUUUAGCAUGUGGAUUAUACGUUGCGGAAAUUUGGGAAGAGAAAACAGCACAACAGUUGGAUUUGUGGUGCUUCGUUCUUUCUCUAACUAUGAGAGCAUUUACAAGCAGUUCUGGUUGCCCUACGAUGAGAACUAUUUGACCUUUGAUCGUGGCGAGAUCGUAAUGCUUCGACUGCACCCUUAUUUUCACAUCUGGAGCGAUGAGAUCCUGCGCACUGUGUCCCUAAGGACAGGCUUUAGGGAACUCUUCUAUUUUCGACCGAUUUCGGGCCUUGUAAUGCCCAAUGAUUUGGCCUUUAAGAUGAUGCCUGUGGAGCCGCGUCGCAUGAAGAGAAAUUGGUUUAUCGAUACCAAUAAUGAGAAGUGCUUCAGGAGAGCAUCGAGAGUGGUGCCAUUGCCAAGGAUUAACUGCGUCAGGGAUAAUUUCUAUCUAUUCCGUCACAAUCUCUGUCCAUCCAAAUACAUUGGCAAUCAGAAUCCAUUGGUUAUCGUGGGAUAUUCGGAAAUAUGCAAGGCUCUACUGCGUCUCAUGGUUUUCAGCUGGAAUACGCCAGAUUUUAAGAAUGUAAAUACUUCGAAUUGUUUGACUUAUUUGGACAUUACGGUUAUUUGCAAGUAUGGCGAGAUCGAGGCGGAAUAUGAUUAUGAUCUUCAUUGUGCCUAUUGUGAGGAUCGUAGUGAUUGCUAUCUGAACAAUGGCAACUCCUGUCCAUUUGUUAUGGAUGCCACGCAGCGUCUAGAUUUACGCAACUGGAUACACUUUGUGCCCGGAAAAGUCGAGCAUAUCGAUUGCAAUGAAAAGGUUGUCAGUCUGGACAACAACUGUAAGAUUCAUUAUGAAAAAUUGCUGCUGCUGUGUGAUACCAAAUAUGGUCCACCUGCCGAUGUACAGGCCAAGAUUCCCAAGGGAAAAACCUCCGAUAUGCCCUACAAUUAUGCCCAUAUCAAUAGCCGUCUGGAUAAGAUUAUUAUUUAUUACAAGAUUAUUGAGUUAAACAACAGCAAGCUGGCUAACAAACGAAUUGUCAUCUAUGGUUAUACUUUGGCGAUUUACGAGUGCAUCGACUUUCUGUUGAAACACGGCUGCCAGCCUGAGGAUAUUACUUAUGUACAGCCUCUGAAGGUCGAAAAACCAGAGUAUUUAAAUAUUCCCAAUACUGACAAGAAUCUGGAUAAUAUUCUGAUUGAAAUGGUUGCGGAUUUGGGCAUUACCAUUUAUGAAUCGACCAAUUUUAGAGACUUUACUUUCUACAAAAAUGUUUCGUUUAUUAAAACGGCUAAUUUCCAAAAAUUUCCACAGAACGAAUUGUUGUCCUUGGAGUGUGAUUUAUUUAUCAACUUUCUGGAGAAUCAUUUAACCGCACCAACUGAGCAGAUGCUCAUAAAAAGUCGAAUUAGAGUGCAGGACAGACAGAUCCUAGUGGAUGAAAACUUUUGCACAAAUGAUCCAAAUAUUUAUGCAGCUGGCAAGAAUGUAGCCAUCAUCUGGCAGGUAUUCUAUCAAUAUACACAUACCAGUGAGCUAGAGAUGGCUGAGAGGUUGGUAGACAUACUGCAGUUGAAUCAGGAAUCGCAUGGCAAAAAGGAUUUUCGAUUUAGCAAACCUGUUAUAUUCCGUGCUCUGUUGCCCAUGGGCCACAAGAUCGUUAAGAUAACGACGCCCAAGCGUUAUCUAUUGGGAAAACUGGACAACACGUAUAGUCAUGUGAUGAGCACAUAUUAUAAAGGUGACUUUUGUCGCAUUCGCAUGAGCACGAAUAAAAUUGUGGAGGAGAUAACUUGUGUGACACAGAAUUUAAAUAAACCGCUUGUCUUUCUGGAAUACUUUUGCGGCAAACACGACACGCUGCUCAAUAAUCUAAAAAGUCGCCAUCAAUUGGGAUUGAUUAAGAACUUUAUCAGCUUCUUUGAGGAACCCUGGACGGAAUACAUAAUGCACGAUCGUUUCGGUGAUUUGCAAGAGAAGAAUCGACACACACUCACUACGUUGAUGAGACAGAAGCACAGUGUGAUCAAGUCAUUGGAUAUUGACGAUGCGGAGUUUGAUGUGGCAUGCAAACAUUUUGUGGAAGGCAAUCUACUUAAAUUUCUGCGAUCGCAUCGUCAUGAGUUUAUCAAUAAGUUUGCACUGCCGGAAGAUUGGGAGAGACAGGAUUAAGUUAAGUAACAUCUUUUGUACAUUUGUAUCGAAUACUUUGUUACACUUGUAAUAUGCCGCUUGAAAGCAUUAAAAAUAAACUUUGCGCCGUAAAGUAGGCA